AUAGAUCACAUGACCACAUCAAUGAGGAUGGAGGACCGGAGUCACAUGACUGAGAGGAUACUAAACCUCACCCUGGAGAUCAUCUACCUGCUGACUGGAGAGGAUUCUGGGAUUCUAACAUUAUAUUCCUAUUGGUUCCUCAAUACAGAGAUUUCCUCUUCUGAAGUCAGGUGAUCAUAUGACCAUCACAGUGCCUCCAUGUGACUCCCUAAACCCUGAGAGACACAACAUGCAGAAGAUUCUAGAAGUCACCAAGAAGAUGAUGGAGCUGCUGACAGGAGAGGUUCCUAUAAGGUGUCAGGGUGUCACUGUCUAUUUCUCCAUGGAGGAGUGGGAGUAUUUAGAAGGACACAAGGAUCUCUACAAGGACGUCAUGAUGGACAAUCAGCCGCCCCUCACAUCACCGGAUGGAUCCAGUCAUGGGAACCCACCAGAGAGAUGUCCCCGUCCUCUGUAUUCCCGGGAUUCCACACAGGAAGGUCACACCAUCCCUCACCAUCAUCAGGGUGAAGAUCUGAUAGAUAUAGAAUUUGAGGAUAAAGCAGAAGAAGAAGAGGAGUAUGUGAGGGAUGAUCAGCAGUCUAUGGAGGAGGAUGGAAUAAUGGGGACAUUUAUAGAGAAGGAUCUCUACAAGGACGUCAUGAUGGACAAUCAGCCGCCCCUCACAUCACCGGAUGGAUCCAGUCAUGGGAACCCACCAGAGAGAUGUCCCCAUCCUCUGUAUUCCUGGGAUUCCACACAGGAAGGUCAC
This is a messenger RNA of Staurois parvus, 751 nucleotides long. Lineage: Eukaryota; Metazoa; Chordata; Amphibia; Anura; Ranidae. The record is from the annotation of a GenBank genome assembly.